Oncorhynchus gorbuscha (pink salmon) is the source of this 369-nucleotide messenger RNA. RefSeq names its product transmembrane protein 216-like. The record is from RefSeq and is a predicted model, not a curated record. NCBI's taxonomy places the organism in Eukaryota, Metazoa, Chordata, Actinopteri, Salmoniformes, Salmonidae. Bases 1 to 369 code for a protein of 122 amino acids. Gene Ontology annotation, cellular component: ciliary transition zone. Gene Ontology annotation, biological process: non-motile cilium assembly. The transcript is spliced from 2 exons.
AUGGGUAUAUCAUCUGCCAGCGGGCUACCAUUUGCAAGUCUUCGGUAUGACCAUAACGACACAUCUCAGUUGUCUUCCACACCACUGCAGGUCCUGUUCUACCUCAGCGGCUGGUAUUUUGCUGCCUGCUUCCUCGCUGAGGGUCUGAUGUUUGUUUACAAAGGUUGGAAGGGGAACUUAACAGAGCGUUCUCUGGCCAUGUCAGUGAGUGUGCUGGUCCUGGUGCCGUGCACAGUGCUGUCUGUGUACUACCUGAUGCUGCAGACCUUCGUCCUGCGCCUGGAGUUCAUCCUUAAUGCUGUGUUACAGUGCUUCUACAGUCUAGAGAUGCUGCUAGGAAUCAUGUCCAUAUCUGCUUUCUCCAGGUAG